Manihot esculenta (cassava) is the source of this 2025-nucleotide messenger RNA. RefSeq names its product venom phosphodiesterase 2. Gene Ontology annotation, cellular component: vacuole. The record is from RefSeq and is a predicted model, not a curated record. The transcript has a single exon. NCBI's taxonomy places the organism in Eukaryota, Viridiplantae, Streptophyta, Magnoliopsida, Malpighiales, Euphorbiaceae. The coding region runs from base 253 to 1728 and encodes 491 amino acids.
GUUCUUAAUUAAUCGCUCUACCAAUUUCAUUUGAACAAGCCAUUGACUCGUCGAUGGUAAGCUGAUAGCCACCUUUUAACAUCUCUCUUGCAACGUCCGCAACCCUUUCAUCUCACUCCAUUUCUCGUUCAAUUCGCUAUCUUUCAAGUCAAGUUUUGUCUUCUCAACUCCCGAUUCCCCUUUGAAUCUGAGAAACAGAAAGAAAGAUAACAUCUUUUUCUGCACAAUUUUCAAGUUUUAGUUUUUUGAAUCAUGGGUUCUGUUUCGGCUUUGAAUUUCACAAAGCCUACACAGAUACCAACUCAAGGAGAAGACUCACAGAACCCCUCCACUUCUCUUCUCUCUUUCGACACUGAUUCCUCUGAUACAUCCAAUCCUCCUCAGAAACGCACCACCACCACCAUCUUCAUCUCCUUGAUCCUCAUCACUUGCAUUGCUCUCUCUGCUGCCUCCGCCUUCGCUUUCCUCUUCUUCUCUUCUUCAACGACUGCGUCGGACCAGAAAUCGUCUCCUCCGGAAGAAACAUCUCGUCCGUUGACCAAGCUCAAUCACCCUGUAGUCCUCUUGGUUUCUUCUGAUGGGUUCCGGUUCGGGUAUCAAUUCAAGACUCCAACGCCAAAUAUUCACCGUUUGAUCGCCAACGGAACUGAGGCUGAAACGGGUUUGAUUCCGGUAUUUCCUACUCUAACUUUCCCUAACCAUUACUCUAUUGUUACUGGGCUUUAUCCUGCUUAUCAUGGCAUUGUCAACAACCAUUUUAUCGAUCCACUCACUGGGGAAUUCUUUACUAUGAGCAGCCACGAGCCCAAAUGGUGGCUUGGUGAGCCACUCUGGGAUACGGUGGCCAAUCAUGGGUUAAGGGCAGCUACCCAAUUUUGGCCUGGGGCUGAGGUGCAUAAGGGUUCUUGGAAUUGCCCUGAAGAGUUCUGUAUGUUCUAUAAUAGUUCUGUCCCGUUUGAGCAACGGGUUGAUAAGAUUUUGAGCUUUUUUGAUUUGCCUAGCGAUGAAAUUCCUGUUUUCAUGACCCUGUAUUUUGAAGAUCCUGAUCAUCAGGGCCACAAAGUUGGCCCUGAUGAUCCAGAGAUAACUGAAGCUGUUGCUGGAAUUGAUAGAAUGAUUGGGAGGUUGAUUAAUGGGCUAGAAAAGAGAGGAGUUUUUGAGGAUGUUGAUAUUAUUAUGGUGGGUGAUCAUGGCAUGGUUGGUACAUGUGAUAAGAAGUUGAUAUUUCUAGAUGAUUUGGCUUCUUGGAUCAAUAUUCCAGCUGAAUGGGUGCAGUCCUAUUCUCCGGUGCUCGCCAUUCGUCCCCCACCGGGCGUGUCACCGUGGAGCAUUGUUGUGAAGAUGAAUGAAGGAUUGACAUCAGGAAGAGUUCCUAAUGGGAAGCAUUUGAAAGUGUAUCUUAAAGAGGAGCUGCCUAGUAGGCUUCAUUAUUCAGCAAGUGAUAGAAUUCCACCAAUCAUAGGGCUGAUUGAAGAGGGUUUUAAGGUAGAACAGAAGAGAACAAAACAUCAAGAAUGUGGAGGAUCACAUGGUUAUGACAAUGAAGUUUUCUCCAUGAGAACUAUCUUCAUUGGUCAUGGUCCAGAUUUUGCUAGAGGAAGAAAGGUGCCAUCUUUUGAGAAUGUUCAGAUAUAUAACUUGGUUACUUCAAUUCUCAAGAUACAGGGUGCUCCUAACAAUGGGUCUCUAUCAUUUACAAGUUCUAUUCUUUUGCCUUCUCCUAAGUAAAUAUGUCCUAACCAGCUCCUUGAGUUGUCUCAUCUUCUCAACUGUCACAUCCCUUUGUUCAGACAGUUCAUCUGUUAUGAACUGCUACAUGGGUGGAACCUAGACCGGGUACACAUGGAUCUGUAGGUAAAUGAGGUUUUAUGUGGACCCCAUUAUAUAUUUACACUAUGGGUCCAAUGUGGACCUGGUCUAGGUAAGUAUUUUUCUGUAAAAUUAUUGAAAUGUUAAGGGUUUUGAUUAGCCAGAAUUAUAAGCUAUUAAUUGAUUACUUCCCAUUUUCAGGGAUUGUCAGCUUUA